Molecule: messenger RNA, 1545 nt
Organism: Kockovaella imperatae
Lineage: Eukaryota; Fungi; Basidiomycota; Tremellomycetes; Tremellales; Cuniculitremaceae
Exons: 8
Coding region: 1-1545 (514 amino acids)
Molecular function (GO): UDP-glycosyltransferase activity
Source: RefSeq, a predicted model, not a curated record
AUGAGCACCACAAAGGCUCAUUAUCUCGUUCUCACGUUCCCAGCUUGGGGACACUGUCGACCCGAGACUGUGUUUAGCCUCCGAUUGAUCCAGCUCCAUCCUCAUCUUUCAAUUACUCUCCUGAUUUCGGAGUGGUACAGAGACUUAGCGACUGCAGAGAUUGCUCAGGCUCAUUUGACGCCUGAAGAGGCUUCGAGACUUAGAGUAGUGUUCCAUCCUCUUGGACGUCUGCCACCUUGCGAUCCCAAUGGCGGCAAGGGAGAUUCAGAAAAUUUCCGGAUUUUUGCCGAUUGGGUGGUAGACUAUGCAGCAAAGAGCAUUGAGCAGACGGUGAAUGGAGAUGCUAUCUACGCAAAGGAGGAGGACGGACUCAUCCCCAUCCCACCCACAGUCUUUCUGGGCGAUGCUAUCGCUUUGUGGCGCAUUCAACCCAGACUCGAAGCCAUUUUCAACCAAGCGGGACUCAAACCUCCUGUCCUGGCCCGGUUGAAUCCUCUCAGCGAAGCUUAUAUCGCAGCAUACUCUGCAGCUGACGGUUCACCCCUGCCAACAGUGCUCGAAGCGUACCAGCAAGCCCGCACGGCUGGAUCGACAGAUGACGAGGCUUUUCAAAAGACAUUCGUCGCGUCUGAGGAUAAGUAUAUCGAGGUGUUGGGUCUCAGCCCGAUGUCUGUCAUCCAAUCCCACAUGACCAGCUUGACAUCCUUCGCUAAGCAGUUCAACACUGUCGAAGCGCUUAGCAUCACAUUUUGGCCGUCUUACGAAUCGAUUCAUGGCGUUCCGAUGAAGCAUCAGACCAAGUUUAAGGGCGUCCGAGCGGGACCUCAAUUGUUCGACGGGAAUCCCACCGUGACAAACGGUACCAGUAGUGCCGCUUCUGACCCGACGCUUGCUUUCAUGGAUACCGCUUUGGCUCGACAUGGUCCCCGCUCAGUCAUCUACGUGUGUUUUGGGACCUUGUUCUGGCCUCCUACCGAGGCUCAGACCGCCUUGUUCCUUGAUGCACUGGAGGAGAGUGGUCUGUCAGUGGUCCUGGUCAAAGGUCACAAAGCAUCCUCCAAGAUCGCAGGAAAUAUCCAAACCUGGUAUCAGAAAAUGGGAUCUCGAGCUCACGUGACGGACUGGGUACCACAGCUCAGAGUCCUUCAACAUGAGGCAAUCAACGUCUUUGUCUCUCAUGGGGGAUCAGGCUCGACCAUGGAAGCAAUGAUCACCGGUGUUCCGAUGGUCCUCUUACCCGGCGCCUGGGACCAACCAUUCAUCGCGUCAGAGCUAUGUAAAGCUGGGAUCGCACUUGAUAUCGCCCAGUUUGGGCAUGGCCACAACAUCGGCAAGAAGACUGCCAGGGGUGUUUUGGUCACUGGAAGAGAAAAAGAUAUGAAGGCGGAGCUGCGAGAGAUCUUUGGCAAUCUCUCCUCUGACAAAUUCGACAAGCUCCGACAGACGGCUCGUGAAAUCCAGCAGCGCGUCCUGCGAGAUCUGGAAUCCGGCGAGAGUUUCCAGAUGAUGCAAAAAUUGGGUCAUCUUGCGGACCAAGCGUCAUGA